UACACUUAACCAAAUAGCUCUCUACAAGCUAUAAAAUGGAUAACAGAUGUCUUUGUGCAGCCAGCGGCGACAGGCUCUCCAACCCUAUCCUCUACAACAUCCUGAGUCAAAUGGAUAACAGCAAAGCAAGCCAAAACAGCUUCAACUACACUUCAAUACCUCAUAGAUGCAACUGUGAGCAGCGGAGGACUGUGUGCUUAAAAAGGCCAUCUGAAGUCUGCAAAGAAGCCUCAGCAGUCCUGGUGAAAACUGUCCACUUUAUGAAGAACUUACCUGCUUUUAGCCAGAUGCCUCCAAACGACCAGUUUGCGCUUCUCAAAAGCUGCUGGGCACCACUCUUUAUCUUGGGUUUGGCUCAGGAGCGUGUGGACUUUGAGGUGAUGGACACUCCUGCAGACAGCAUGCUGAAAAAAAUUCUUCUGAACAGGAAGGAGAGCCCUGAGAUGGAGAGAGAACAGCCAACCAUGGCCGGUGUCAGCAAGCUCAAAUCCUGCCUCAAAAAGUUCUGGAGUUUGGAUUUGAGUCCAAAGGAGUACGCGUACCUCAAAGGGACCACAAUAUUUAACCCUGAUGUCCAGGAUUUAAAGGCAGCUUUGUUUGUCGAAGGCCUGCAGCAGGAGGCUCAGCACGCCCUCAGCGAGGUGGUCCAGCUCCUUCACCCAGGGGGUAGGGAGCGCUUUGCUCGGAUCCUCCUCACAGCCUCCAUGCUACAGAGCAUCACGCCCGGCCUCAUCUCUGAACUGUUCUUCAGGCCUGUGAUCGGCCAGGCUGACCUGCUGGAGCUGCUGGUCGACAUGCUCUUCUGCAGGUAGAAGAGGACGUCAUCGGACUGAAAAAAACUUUAUUAAAGACAGAAGUGGUGCAGAAAUGUGUGUAUGGUGGACUGCUCAAAAAAGCACUUAGUAUAUCCUUAAAAAACUGUAAAUAGUUAAAUUUGAUUUUAUGGAAUGUCUAGCUUUACAUUCAAGUUCAGGUCACUUUAGCCCAGACUGAAAGAUUGUAUCCUCUUAAGUGGAAAAUGUGAAUUUUCAC
Molecule: messenger RNA, 1032 nt
Organism: Cheilinus undulatus (humphead wrasse)
Lineage: Eukaryota; Metazoa; Chordata; Actinopteri; Labriformes; Labridae
Gene: nr0b2a
Product: nuclear receptor subfamily 0, group B, member 2a
Exons: 2
Coding region: 36-812 (258 amino acids)
Biological process (GO): circadian rhythm; negative regulation of transcription by RNA polymerase II
Cellular component (GO): nucleus; cytoplasm
Molecular function (GO): transcription corepressor activity; transcription factor binding
Source: RefSeq, a predicted model, not a curated record